AUGGCGUCUUGGAGAGCAAGUCGUAUACUUAAAUUGGUAUCACCUGAUGCAACAUCUCAUACUCAAGACAAUCUGGUGGUUAAAAUCGACAAUACUAUUGUAGAAGAUCAACACAGUACAGCUAAAGAAAACGCAGAAAAUGUUUCCCCAAAUAAAAAUAUUGAUGUAAGUAGCUGUGAUGAGAUCUUAUCAGAUUGUGAUAGAGAUGAUCAAUUUGCCAACAAAAUUGAUGCUCGAUUUAUAAGUUCCCGUAAAACAGAUAAUAGUAGUCUUACUACACACACAUCAAUAAUAAGAACAUUGCAAACAAACCUCGUACCAGAUUAUGACAGUGAUGAUUCAUCCAUAAAUGAUAAUAAUAACUUAGAAAACAUUGAAACUUGUACUGAAAUUGAUCAAAGCAUUCAAAAAGCACUGCCGAAAUCUUCUUCUUCAAGCUCGUCUACAUCAAGCUCGUCUUCAUCGAACUCUACCUCCUCUGGUAGUUCAUCUUCGGAUUCAGACAGUUCUACGUCUUCUAAACGAACUAAUCAACAUUCUGAACAAUACGCCAAUGGUGUAAGACCACAGAGCGCUUCAACUUCCACUCUACCUGCCAAUAUUUCACCAAAUUAUACUGAUGAAAGUGAUAAUAUAGACUUAAGUGAUGACGACCCUACAUUUAAUUAUGAACUGUCUACCAAACGCAAAAAGAAAAACUAUUUUUUUGAUGCCACCAAAACAGACUCAUCUGACAGUGACGACGAUAGUGUUUCAGAUUCUGAUAGAAAGAAGCUUAGUAAAAGAGGGCGCAAGCGAUCUCUAAAUCCUGCAAAGUGGAAACAAAAUAAAGUUAAAAAGCUACGGAACACUGGUGAAUCGUAUAUAUCCAUAUCGAAAUCUCAGAAAGUUAUUCCCAGCCGCUGUCUUAAAGUGCCUUGCACAGAUAAAUGUAGAUUAAAAUGCACAACUAAUAUAUCAAUGGAUGAAAGUACUGAUGAAAAAAAGAGAGAGCUGGAAGAUAAAUAUAAUAAACACAUAGAAGAAAAGUCAUUGAGUAGAAUAGAAAAACAAGAAGAUCGUAAAAAAGUUACCAAAGAUAAUAUAGUCGCAAUUUAUGAUUUAGAAGCAGUGCUCCAAUGUCCAAGAGGGCACACUCAAAAUGAAGCGGAUAGCGUGCACAGCUUAAUAGAAAAAGAGAUAAAGAAAAAUCUUAAAUCAGGGCCCAUUUACAGCCCUGAUCAGUACAUAGCUUUAAUUAAAAAUGCUAAAAAAAGUAAACCAGCUAUAAAUGUACACGAAUUAACCUUUGAUUCCUUCGUUGAUACUAAAAUAUUGCAGGAAGAAUGGGGUUACAAUUAUAAUACAAAUAUGGACGGACAAACAGUUAAUUGGAAUAAUAUAAAAGUAUUGAUGAUGAAAAAAGAGAAACCAUUCAGUAUUUUUUACAAAACUUCCUACAAAGAUGAUUGUUUCCAAGAAAUAGAUAUGGUAAGGUGGGCCCCGUCACCCACUGCGGCCGUCACCCCGACCGCAGAACUCCACUACGAGACGCGCGCAGAACACGGCGCCGCCGCCUCGAGGCCUGCUGCAGACAACAAGACGCCCCGAGUCUGUCAUCCACAGGCCGCGCCCUACAGUGGCCGCAGGCCGUAG
Messenger RNA from Spodoptera exigua (beet armyworm), 1635 nucleotides. NCBI's taxonomy places the organism in Eukaryota, Metazoa, Arthropoda, Insecta, Lepidoptera, Noctuidae. The record is from the annotation of a GenBank genome assembly.